UUUCUAAAGCUUAGGCUCUGAAUGAAUAUAAAAGGCCAGGCAGUUUGACAGGACAAUGACCUUGGCUAAAUGUUUUCUUUUUUUCUGCUUCUCUGAUGUGGUCUGAUGAUCAGAGGGGCUGUUCAGAUGCCUUGAGUGGUCAGGGGUCAUCAAAGGGCAGCUGUCCACUAUAAAGGGGCCUGUCUGGAGCUCCGUCUGCACAUAGCAUCAUUUCAGCUUGAGACCAGCUGGAGGAAGGAGGGAGAUCUUUGCCUCUCUCUCAUUAUUGCUGGAGCAGAUUUAGUGAGUUUCAGUUGAAAUGGAAGUCCUCACAGUUUUCUGCACAUUCCUCCUCUGCUCUUUUGGAGUUGUUUUCUCCACUCAGGGGCACAGAUAUCACACAAGCCCCGAGGCCAGUUUAGCAUUCAAAAAUCUCUCAGUAAAUCAUCGCAGCAGAUACCCUCUGUACAUGAUGCAGCUGUACCGCUCCUUCAGGACUGCCGAUUCCUCAUGGUCAGUAGCUGUCAACACCAUUCAGACACAAGGUGGCAACCCGUCAGCGCGCAGUUCUGACUCCGUCCUGAGUCUGAUGGCCAGAGGUUGUGAUCAAGUUGGUGACCGAUGGACAGUCACGUUUGACAUGUCAUCCAUCUCUACUAGUGAACUUAUCCAGCUGGCAGAACUUCGGAUCAGACUACCAGCUUUCUCUAGUUCUAAGCGUGCCACUGUGGAUAUAUAUCACUCCAGAAAGCAGAGCUGUGAUACGGACAGCACAUCGUGCCAGGAUGAGCACCUUUUCCUGGGGAGCUUCGGCACAUCACCCAGCAGCACCAAGUCUUCCUGGAAGGUUUUCAAUGUGACUGAUUUGUUAAAAUACUGGCUGUAUCAGGGAGAUGGAGUGUUGAGCCAAGAGGCCUCAGGAGAACCUGAGAUGGACCAUGGGAGCGGUGCUGGGGAUGAAGAGGCGACAACUGCCAAGUCUCUCUUCAAGAAUUUUGGAUUGAGGCAAAGAAAAAUACACCAUCCAACCACGAACCGGGUCAUGAUGGUCAUCUUCUCCAAACAUAAUCUCCCCCGGGAAGGCCAUACAGCAUACAGUCUCAUUCAUACUGUGGAGAACUCCAAGUAUGUGACCAUGGACAGAGUCAGCGGUGACAGUCAAAGUCGACGCCACAAAAGGAACAGAAUGGAGAGGAUGAGGGUGGCUGAUGGAGCUUCACCUACUGCUGCACCAGCAGCAGAGCCGGCUCAGAGGCCGCUGUGUCGGAAGGUGGACAUGUGGGUGGACUUUGACCACAUCGGCUGGGACGAGUGGAUUGUGCACCCUAAACGCUACAAUGCGUAUCGCUGUGAGGGAGAGUGUCCUACACCACUGGAUGAGUCCUUCCGUCCCACCAACCAUGCAUACAUGCAGAGCCUCUUGCGACAUCACCAUCCAGAAAGAGGGUCUUGCCCGUCCUGCGUGCCGACGCGCCUCAGCCCGCUCUCCAUGCUGUACUACGAGAACGAUGACUUGGCCCUGCGGCAUCAUGAGGACAUGAUCGUUGAAGAGUGUGGCUGUCACUGAAGGCUAGCCCGUCACAGCUUUCAGCAGUAACAAGAGCAACUACUGAUGGAGCAUAAUCUUGAACUUUAGGUCAACUGUUUCUUUAUCAUCUUCAUGUAAACAUUAAUGUUCAAAUAUUAAAUGGAGAGUUCUUAGUCAUGGUCUUUUACAAUAAAUGACAGGAUAUGACUGUUAAGUUUGAAUGAAUAUAUUUCAUCCAUACUGGGUGGUACAUAAUAGUAUAAAUAGUAUAUAUGUUUAGUAAGGAGAAAGCUCCAUUAUGCAAAUGUUGUAUGUAUUAUCUAUUUAUACAUUAUAAUGUAUAUUUUGUACAUAAUAUAUGAAAAAAUAUAUUAAAACAUGU
Molecule: messenger RNA, 1889 nt
Organism: Siniperca chuatsi (mandarin fish)
Lineage: Eukaryota; Metazoa; Chordata; Actinopteri; Centrarchiformes; Sinipercidae
Gene: spaw
Product: southpaw
Exons: 3
Coding region: 299-1546 (415 amino acids)
Biological process (GO): BMP signaling pathway; SMAD protein signal transduction
Cellular component (GO): extracellular region
Molecular function (GO): growth factor activity; type I activin receptor binding; cytokine activity
Source: RefSeq, a predicted model, not a curated record